AUGGUCGAGCUGGGCUGCGGCCUCCAGAGCAUCAGACGCAGCACCAUGUCCUUCACAUUAAUCGGCCUGCUGUGUCUUGGUGGUCACAACAAGCCCACCCUGACCGUUAGCCCAGCCCCUGUGGUUGCUCGAGGAGAACGUUUUGGCAUCUGCAUGCUGUAUAAAGAGAAGAAAAUCCAGGUCUUUUUGCAUGUGAUUGAAAAACUCCAUGGCAAGAUCUCUCAAGCUGACUUCUCCUUGCAUGUGGCAACAUCUGUCCUUGCAGGGACAAUCAAUAACAUUUUAAAACGUCAUGAGUACUUCUCCAUCACCCACAAGCACGUUUUCAUCACCGACAGAACCAAGCUACCAAGCUGCUACAUCUAUGGCAGCGACACCCAUGGCCAAACUACAGACCUGAUACUUUCGCCGAUUCUGAUUGGACCCUCAGUGGUCACCAUCAUCCUGGUCCUCCUCAUUUGCUUCCUCAUUCGUCGCUGCUGUCGUGCAAAAAAGGAUGCCACUAUGCUCAGCAGAGAGCCUGACGUGGACACCACGGUGAGUGGGAAGGUACCUGAAGAAGACCCACAGGAGGUGACUUACACAGAGCUGAGACACUGGACUCCCAAGAAGAAAAAUAUCACUCCCACCCCCCAGAGGUCAGAGGCCCCCUCAACUAAUACCCACGUGUACAUGCAAGUGGCUGUACGCUAA
Messenger RNA from Elephantulus edwardii (Cape elephant shrew), 693 nucleotides. Its product is annotated as killer cell immunoglobulin-like receptor 2DL5A-like. The transcript is spliced from 9 exons. The record is from RefSeq and is a predicted model, not a curated record. Lineage: Eukaryota; Metazoa; Chordata; Mammalia; Macroscelidea; Macroscelididae. The coding region runs from base 1 to 693 and encodes 230 amino acids.